AUGCGCCGUGUGUCGCGAUGUUGUCGCUCGGAGGCUGCGCUCGCCGCCGCGGCUCACUCUCUCCGCGGCGAGAGUGAGCGCCACAUCACGUACUGUGCCCAGCCAUACACGGUGACCCUCAGUCAGUCAGCCAGUCAGUCAGUCAGUCAGCCGCAGUGCAGUGCCACGCAAUAUGAGAGACGUCUCUACCCGGAGCUCACAGUAGCGGCCGGCGUCAGGUGGUCCACAGAAGGCAUGGGGCGCGGGGGCGCGGCAGGGGGCGCGGCGGGGGGCGCGGGCGGGGGCGCGGCGGCGGGCGGCGUGCUGGCCGUCGAGCUGUGCGCGCCGCUGCUGCUGCUGUGCUGGCUGUGCUGCUGGCCCGACGACGCCAGCUCAGAGAGCUCGGCCGGCAGACACCCGCAGCGGCCGGUGCUGGCCGCCGUCCCCGAGCCGGGGUCGCGGCGCUCCAGCGGUCUGCUCGGCCGGCGCGCCGCCUCCAGCGCCACGUCGCUGCACCUGCCCAGCACCUCCGGCUACAAAAAGCCACUGUCAGCCCAUCGCAGCCACGAGGAGAUAGGAGGGCGGCGCAAGCUGUCGAGCCACGAGCCGGGCGAGGCGGAGGCGCGGUACCACUCGGCGCCCAGCGUCAUCGACGAGGUACUGCACCGCCGCGACUGGGAGCGCUCCACCAAGGACCUCUACAUCCCGCUGCGCCCAGAGCCCGGCCCGACCGAAGCUGGCGACAGUCCCAACGAGAACAGCGACAGCCUGGCCGAGGCCAGCCCCAGCCCGCAGGCGGCCAGCCAGAGCCCGGCCUCGGGCCGGCCCUGCAAGAAGCACCACUCCAACAUCAAGUCGUCGCGGCGGCGCAAGGAGAGCGCCGACACGGACGAUAAGGACACGGACGCCACGGAGCCCGGCUGUUUCUACAUCGGCGAGCGCGAGCAGGACGCCGCCAGCCUGUACCGCGCCAAGGGCGACAAGCAGACCUUCAACGAGUCGCUGCGCAGCCGCGGCUGCCUCGAUGACGUCAUCGAGCAGCUCGACCGUCUGCAGCCGCUGGACCGCUCCGGCGCCACCCACCACACCAUCGAGUCGCGUCUCAGCCUCGCGCGCUCCGUCUACCCGCCGCCCUCUGUCGAGCCGGUGGGGUACGAGGGCGGCGCGUGCUACCUGGCGGAGCGCGGCGCGCUGGCCGACCUGCGCGCCUGCGCACUGCGCGCGCGACACGCCAGCGACGGGGACAUCCUCGCGCCGCCGCUGCGCCCCGAGUCCGGCGCAUUCUCAGAGAGCGACCUGGACCUGGACCUGGACCUGGACGCGGCGGAGGAGCGGCCGCCGCCCUACGACGAGCUGCAGCGGUACGCGGCCGACCACAAGGAGACCGCCAUAUAG
This is a messenger RNA of Spodoptera exigua (beet armyworm), 1374 nucleotides long. The record is from the annotation of a GenBank genome assembly. Lineage: Eukaryota; Metazoa; Arthropoda; Insecta; Lepidoptera; Noctuidae.